AAUGCCUCUGCAAUUCUCCAACUAAAAUCCCAAAUCAUGUCUUUCAAUCCACGAUUCCUUCAAAUUUCUGUCCUUUUCCCCUUCCCCAUCACAUAUUCCAUUUGAUUCUUGCCCAAUUUCUUCAUUUUACAUUCUUUCGAUCGAGACAUUUUAACAGCUAUUCCAAACCCUCCAAUUUUAGGGUUCAAUUGAUGCGAUUUUGAUUUUGAUACGGAAUCUUCAUUAUCAAUCGGAAUGAGUCAUGAUAACGAUGGUGGAAUCACCCGGUUGAAGGUUGGGUUUGAAGAUCCUAAACCUGAUUAUGUAAUCAUGACGACACCGGAAGGAGCGGCUGACGGUGGUGUUAUGGCUCCGUCGCCGCCUUCUUCCACCGAGAACUGUACUAGUUUUUGGUGGUCACUUUGGUGGUGGGGAAAACUUGUUUUUGUGUUCAUAUUCUUGGCAAUUUUGGGGGUUUGUUUCUUCGUUUGGAUCGGACCCUUUCUGAUGGAUAAGGAGGUUAUACCGGUUUUAAAUUGGGAGACCAACACGUUCAGCAAGCCGGUGUUAGCCGUUUUGAUUUUUGCUUCAGUGGCAUUAUUCCCGAGCAUAUUUUUACCAUCUACACCGUCCAUGUGGGUUGCCGGAAUGAGUUUUGGUUACGGUUUGGGGUUCUUGUUGAUAAUUGGCGGAGUCACUAUCGGUGUCUCACUUCCUUAUUUCUUUGGUUCCUUAUUUUACCGCAAAAUUCAAGGAUGGUUAGAAAGAUAUCCAAAGAAAGCCUCUAUUAUUAGAUUGGCAGGUGAAGGAGAUUGGUACGAUCAGUUUAGAGCUGUAAUGUUAUUAAGAAUAUCCCCAUUUCCGUAUGCUGUAUACAAUUAUUGUGCGGUGGCGACCGAUGUUAAGUUUGUUCCUUACUUGCUCGGGACGUUGGUUGGAAUGGUGCCAGAAAUUCUCGUUGCAAUCUACACGGGUAUAAUGAUACGAACCUUGGCAGACGCUUCACAUGAUCACCGAUCACUUACUACCCUUCAGAUCGUAUUCACGGUUGGUGGGUUCGUUUUAACGAUUGCUACAACCGUAGUUGUCACAGUUUAUGCCAAAAAACGACUCAGUGAGUUGCAGAAAGACGAAGAACAGCUGCUAUUGCUACAGUAGCCGUAACCAUUUUUUCCUUUCAAAAAUCAUGAUUUGAUUCCGAUGAGACGAUGGGGGUUCGAUCGAUCUAUGGAACUCGAGCAGCAAAACUAACAAAAACAAAGCAAGAUAUAUCUGGUUUCUUUUGGUUGUAAUUGAUCUUUCUCCCCUUUAGAAACUGUAUAUAAUUGAUUCAAAUGGCUUGACACCUUUUCU
This is a messenger RNA of Cynara cardunculus var. scolymus (artichoke), 1332 nucleotides long. Its product is annotated as TVP38/TMEM64 family membrane protein slr0305-like. Bases 235 to 1137 code for a protein of 300 amino acids. The record is from RefSeq and is a predicted model, not a curated record. Lineage: Eukaryota; Viridiplantae; Streptophyta; Magnoliopsida; Asterales; Asteraceae. The transcript is spliced from 4 exons.